Molecule: messenger RNA, 1617 nt
Organism: Neospora caninum
Lineage: Eukaryota; Apicomplexa; Conoidasida; Eucoccidiorida; Sarcocystidae
Product: putative structure specific recognition protein I
Exons: 12
Coding region: 1-1617 (538 amino acids)
Cellular component (GO): nucleus; FACT complex
Molecular function (GO): histone binding; DNA binding; nucleosome binding
Source: RefSeq, a predicted model, not a curated record
AUGGCAGACGCAACUGACGCGCCCGCUGCGGCGCCUCCGGCAGCUGGAGGCGCCGCAGGGCCUGCAAUUGCCCUCGGAAACAUUCGAGGUUUCGGGAGAAACGACAUGGGGCUCUUCAAGAUGAGUGGAGAUUUGUUCGGUUGGAAGAAUCGGAAGACCGGUAGCGUUCACCAGUACAAAGCUGCGGAUAUUGUCCGCGCUUCGUGGGUCAUGACGGGCGCCGACGCUUACCAGCUUCGCAUUCUCCUCGGCCCGCACAAAAACGAUCUCAUGGUGCGGUUUGAUGGAUUUCACGAAAAGAAUUUCGCAGAUCUCAGUCGGCACUUUGAGACACACUUCAAAGUUAAGCUCCAGAGAGCCCUCCAAGCUCACCGAGGCUGGCACUGGGGAGACGUCAAAAUGGAAGGCAACAAUCUGCAGCUGACGUUGGACGGCUGUCCAGCGUUCGACAUCCACGCGCAGGAAAUCGCGCAGGUGACGACGCCGUCGAAAAACGACUUGGCCAUCGAACUGAUUCAAGACGACACUCGAGAUCAACAAGAAGACCAACUCCUCGAGGUUCGCUUCUACCAACCCUUUGCAGGCGACGACGACGCGGAGGGCCCUCUGCAACAGUUGAAGCAGAAACUAGUCAAGAAGAGCGGCGUGGCAGAGACCAAGAUGGACAGCGUGGCGUUGCUGAACGAUGUGCCUCUCCUCGUGCCCCGUGGACGCUACGAGAUUGACAUUGGACGAAGAGCUCUCAAGUUCCAUGGAAAGUCCUACGACUACACGAUUCAGUACACCAGCAUCAACAGAAUGUUUCUUGUCCCCCGACCGAACUCGCCUCACGUCAACUUUAUUCUCUCGCUGGAGAACGCCAUGCGCCAAGGACAGACUUCGUAUCCUUUCGUCGUCAUGCAGUUCGACAGCGAGAGUGUGCACAGCGUCGAAGUGAAUCUCGAGGCCGCAGAGCUCCAACAGCGUGGCCUUGAAAAACUCAUUGAAGGGAAGACCUUCCACGUGGUCACGAGGCUGUUUCGCGCCUUGGUGGGCAAGAGCGUGAUUGUCCCUGGAGACUUCAAGAGUGUGAAGCAGCAAUUCGGUAUCGCAUGCAGCUACCGCGCGCAGUCUGGGCACCUCUACCCUCUCAAUCGGUCCUUCCUCUUCAUCGUCAAACCCGUCAUCUUCGUCAGAUACGACGACGUGGUGAGCGUCGAAUUCAGCCGCACCGGCGCGAGUACCACGAAUCGUUUUUUCGCGUUCACGGUCUCUGUUCGAGGAGGCGGCGAAUUCGAGUUCACUUCCAUCGACAGAAACGAGUACAAGCCCCUCGUGGACUUUUUGGUUGAGAAGGGUAUUCGCAUCAAGAACAUGGAGACGCCGGAGCCGUCGCGUGGCGGCGCUCUGGAGGCCGCGGAUUUGCCUUCGGACGACGAGGACGACGACGAUUACGACGAAGACGGCUCGGAUUCAGAGGACGAAGAUUUCCAGGAGGACGAUGAUGAUGAUGAAGACGACAACGCGAGCGAGUCACCGUCCGAGGAAGAGGAAGAGGAGACGAAGGAAUCGAAGAAACGGAAGAAGAAGGAAAAGAAAUCGAAGAAGGAGAAGAAGCGGAAGAAGGAGAGAGACUGA